UACAGACACAACGCUACCUAGAAUUUCAUACCCAAAGUUUUCUUAAUUACGGUUCUCCAUGUAGGACAAAACAACAAUUGAUAUUUAAUUGAUUUUAUAUUAUAAAUUAUUAGUAAAAUACAUGUGUCAACAAUUGAUUUGAUAGAAUUCAAAAGAGAAUGUAAUAUAGAAUGUUUUCAUUGCAACAGGCAUAGACCUUGAACGGAGUAUAUCAACUUUAUAAGCUCUUCUUCAUACAUUGCUUUUAAUGGAAAACCCCAAUACAGAAACAACAAUAAAUCCACCACCACCUCCGGAACAAGAACCAGACUCCAAAAAGCUCAAGAUGUCCACGACGACCACUUCCGAUGACGAACACACUACUACAGCCGCCGCCGCUACAGGCGAAGAGACCAAGAAACCGAGAUACAAGCGACGAAAGGUUGCAAUUUUCUUUGCAUAUUGCGGUGUUGGAUAUCAAGGUAUGCAGAAAAACCCAGGUGCGAAAACCAUCGAGGGUGAUCUUGAGGAAGGACUCUAUCAUGCCGGCGCCGUUCCGGAACAUGAUCGUAACAAACCCCAACGCUAUGAUUGGGCUCGGUCGGCCCGUACCGAUAAGGGCGUCAGCGCUGUGGGGCAAGUGGUCUCUGGCCGUUUCUACGUGGACCCACCAGGCUUUGUCGACCGCCUGAAUGCUAAUCUUUCCCCGCAGAUUCGGAUAUUUGGGUACAAGCGUGUGACGGGUUCGUUUAACGCCAAAAAGUUCUGUGAUCGGAGAAGGUAUGUGUAUCUUAUUCCGGUGUUUGCUCUUGAUCCAAAUUCGCAUCCUAAUAGGGAGAGCGUAAUGGCUAGUUUGGGUUCUGGGAAUGAGCUCUUCAAGUGCCAUGAAUGCUCUGAGAGGGGGCGUAAGGUUGUUGGUUUAAUGGGCAAGCGUAGUUAUGAAUUAAGUGGUUCGCGUUUUGACCUGGACAUUUCGUCGAACACUGAGAAUGCUGGCAUUUCUUCAGCAAAUGGUAAUGCCAGUGAUCCAAGUUCGGAGCAGAUAGGCGAAAUUAAACCUGAAUAUGAGAAUGCUGAAAGCAACAAGGUUCAAGAUGGAGUCUUGGAUUCGAACGAGGGUAAUGCUGCAAAGGACACUACUAAUUUCUCUUAUGGUGAGAAUGAGAAAGAAAGGUUUAAUAGAAUUCUGAACUAUUAUGUGGGGACUCAUAACUUCCAUAACUUUACCACCAGAACAAAAGCCGUAGACCCUGCAGCUUGGCGCUUCAUCAUUUCGUUCAAUGCUGACACCGUAGUAACAGUUGAAGGCAUGGAAUUUGUCAAGUGUGAGGUGGUGGGACAGAGCUUCAUGCUUCAUCAGAUAAGGAAGCUGAUUGGGCUUGCUGUUGCAGUGAUGAGGAACUGUGCUCCGGAGUCAUUGAUAGAGAAGGCCCUGCAAAAGGAUGUUAACAUGACUGUGCCAACUGCCCCUGAAGUUGGGUUGUACUUGGAUGAGUGUUUCUUUACAUCAUAUAACCAAAAGUGGAAAGACACUCAUGAAGAGCUAUCGAUGAAAGAGUAUGAACAAGAGGCGUUAGCCUUUAAAAUGAAGCAUAUAUACGCUCAUAUUGCAUUGACUGAGCAGAAAGAAGGUGUGGUGGCUCUAUGGUUGCACUCUCUCAACCACAGGAACUAUCCGGAUUUAGAAGUAGUUAACGAUGAAAUUGCAAGUAACAAGAUUAGUACUGAAGCAGAGAAUUGCAAUGCUGAGUGAAAUGUCUUGCCAGGCAUCAGUUCUCUACAUUCAAUUAUGUAGGCCUUCUUUUUUAUCAGCUCCUUCCUGCUGAUUAUUUUUGCUAUAGAACUCUUCAUAUCUUUAAUGUUUUAUUUUUAUGAACAAAAUAAUUCAUGCAAUGCACCAUAAGAUGGUCCUUUGGUGCUACUUUAAUCUUAUUUGAUUUGACUUGAGUAAACUUCUGUUCAUUAAGCUCUUAUGUUAACCUA
Molecule: messenger RNA, 1962 nt
Organism: Cannabis sativa
Lineage: Eukaryota; Viridiplantae; Streptophyta; Magnoliopsida; Rosales; Cannabaceae
Exons: 2
Coding region: 248-1732 (494 amino acids)
Biological process (GO): mRNA pseudouridine synthesis; tRNA pseudouridine synthesis
Cellular component (GO): nucleus
Molecular function (GO): RNA binding; pseudouridine synthase activity
Source: RefSeq, a predicted model, not a curated record